AUGCCGGCCGGAGAUGGCAAGGAGCGAGGAGUUAAAAAGAAGAUAGGGGUAGAAACAGGUCAGAAGGCGCGUCAACAUCGCAGAAAGCAGAGGGAGACGAUUGUCGUCGAUCCUGCUGUAGACGUCGAUCCUUUCUGUUUUAAAAACUAUCUUGGGAAGUACGAGUGCAAGCUCUGCGGAACUAGACAUGUAGACAAGGAGUCGUAUGCCAAACACGUGAGUGGAAAGCGGCACCAGCACUUUCUGUCGAAGAAACUUAAGCUUAGUAAGAAGGAUGAUAGUGAUGAGCGGGAUCCUAAAGCGAGGCUCCCAAUGAAUCAGCCGGGAUCUUCUGCCUUGAGUAGCACAGACCGAGUGAUGCUACGAAAGAGGGUGCUACCAAAGUGGCACGUGGACGAAGUCAUACACCCGGAGUCAGGCAAAAGUGGAUACUGCGUAAGUCUCUGGUGCCCGAAGAUGAAGGUGGGGAUCCCACGAUAUCGCAUUGUAAGCACAUACGAUCAGUCAAUAGAACCUGUCUCUCCAGACAAGCAGUAUAUCGUAAUCUCUUGCCAUCCCUACAGAAGUGUUGGGGUUUGUAUAAUGAAUCAGCCAAUUGACACUGCAACUGUCUAUGAAGAGUUUGACAGUCUCACAGAAACAUAUGUCCUACAGCUUUUUCACGCUUAG
Molecule: messenger RNA, 669 nt
Organism: Giardia duodenalis
Lineage: Eukaryota; Fornicata; Diplomonadida; Hexamitidae
Product: Splicing factor 3A subunit 2
Exons: 1
Coding region: 1-669 (222 amino acids)
Biological process (GO): spliceosomal complex assembly
Cellular component (GO): catalytic step 2 spliceosome; U2-type prespliceosome; U2 snRNP
Molecular function (GO): nucleic acid binding; zinc ion binding
Source: RefSeq, a predicted model, not a curated record